AUGAAUUACAAUUCCGUAAAAGAAGCAACUGCCAACACAGUAAAAGAAAAGGAUAUGAAAAAAGAAAAUCAUGAGAUUGAACGAAUCAGAAAAGAAGGCUUGCUCCUCAAGCAAAAGAAUAAACUCCUCAGGCAAAAGAAUAAUCGAGUCAGAAAAGAAAAUUUGCUCCUCAAUCAAAAGAAUAAACGAGUCAUGAACGAUUAUUUGCUCCUCAAGCAAGAAAAUCAUCGAGUCAGAGAAGAAAGUUUGCGUCUUAAAAAAGAAAAUGAACGAAAUUUUACAAACUCAGAACAUUCAAGCGACAUCGCAAAGAAUGAGAGAAAAAGAAGAAUUUUGUCGGAUUUGGAAAUAAGAAGACUUUUAAAUAUAUUAAAUCUAAUCGAUCCAUUAUUAGCCUACAAAUGGUAUCAAAUCUUUAAAUCUGAAAGUAACAUUGAAAUUAUUGAAUCGAAAAUUAAAGAUCUCGAUAUAUUUAUACAUAAGCAGCUAAUCCCAGAAUUCAAGAAUGUUUUUAAUUAUUUUAAUUUUAUCGGAUUAAAUAUAGUAAAGGUGACACUUCCGGCAAAUUUUACAGGAGCAAAGAAUUAG
Messenger RNA from Dentiscutata heterogama, 588 nucleotides. Lineage: Eukaryota; Fungi; Glomeromycota; Glomeromycetes; Diversisporales; Gigasporaceae. The record is from the annotation of a GenBank genome assembly.